GAAGCGUAGUGACUUCCGUGUCUUGCGCAUUUUAAAACAAACUCUGUUUUUACACUAUAACGGUUACAUAUGCAUACGUUUCGGCACGUUAUCAGGUUAAAUGCCGUGUGUGCUAACGCUGGGUAGCUAAUCACAAUCGUAAACAUAGCAACAUAACAAUAACACAUAGCAGUCUGUGAAUGCUAAAACCAAUACAGUCUUAUUCAGUCCUGUAGUAAACGAUACAUCUAUGUAGGUGUUAAUAUUAAGUCGUUGUGUUAUUCAGUCAACCUAAUGCUGUAUUUCAAAGGGUGCAGUUUGUAGUUUUGUUGCAGUACAUAGGAGCCAAAGUAACAACAAAAAUGGAGUCCAGCGAGAAGGGCAGCCUCAGUGUCGGGGGCUCUGUGGGAGAGGAGAACUACUUCUUGGGAUACACCUUCACCGAUCGCUCGCACUCCAGCCGGGUGGUUAAGAGCAUCAUGGACUUGUGCCUGGAGGAUGGCCUGUUUGCUGACGUCACCAUCACUGUGGACAGCAAAGAGUUUAACCUGCACCGUCUUGUGCUCUCAGCGCAGAGCAGAUACUUCCGCUCCAUGUUCACCUCUAACCUCAAAGAGUCCCACAACCGCGCUAUUGAGUUGAAAGAUGUCAGUGCCAGUGUCUUUCAACUGCUGGUUGACUACAUCUACCAUGGGACAAUCAAACUGCGGGUGGAGGAGCUUCAGGACACUUAUGAGAUGGCAGACAUGUACCAGCUGACUGCUCUGUUUGAAGAGUGCUCCCGCUUCCUCUCACGAACAGUGGAAGUCAAGAGCUGCCUGCAGGUUAUGUGGCUUGCAGACAGACACAGUGACCAGGAGUUGUACACUGCAGCCAAGCACUGCGCUAAAAUCCACUUGGCUCAACUGCAUCAUACUGAAGAAUUUCUAAAUCUGCCUAUGUGUCUUCUCUUGGAUAUCAUCAAAGAUGGCGUUCCAAGCUCCCAGAAUCCAACACUGGCAAUCGAGUCAUGGAUAUAUCACAACAAGGUGGAGAGAGAGGAGUUUUCUUCUGUCCUCCAAGAAAAUCUCAAGGAAAUUGGGGAGAAUGUCCACAUUUACCUGAUUGGCAAAGAAGAGACGAGGACUCAUUCCCUGGCCGUGUCACUUCACUGUGACGAGGACGAUACGGUCAGCGUGAGCGGACAGAACAGCUUAUGCCAUCAGAUCACUGCAGCCUGUAAACACGGAGGGGACCUGUACGUAGUUGGGGGGUCUAUCCCUCGUCGCAUGUGGAAGUGCAACAUGCAUACCAUGGACUGGGAGCGCUGUGCCCCACUACCCAGAGACCGCCUCCACCACACCAUGGUCUCUGUCUCUACUGAGGAUGCGAUCUACUCACUAGGCGGUAAAACAUUGCAGGACACACUUUCGAAUGCUGUCAUUUACUACACAGUGAAGGACAACAUGUGGACCGAGACCAACCAACUGGACACUGCAGUGUCCGGUGCUGCUGGGGUUAACUUGGGUGGUACCAUCUACCUGCUUGGAGGGGAGGAGAAUGACAUGGACUUUUUUACAAAGCCAUCCCGCCUCAUUCAGUGCUUUGACACAUCCUCCCAGAAGUGCCAGAUCAAACCUUACAUGCUGCCGUUCGCAGGCUGCAUGCACGCUGCCGUCCACAUGGAUGUGAUCUUUAUUGUAGCAGAAGGAGACUCACUGGUGUGCUACAACCCUCUGCUGGAGAGCUUCACACGCCUGCGCUUCCCUGAGGUGUGGAGUUGUGUUCCGUCACUGUGGAAGGUGGCCAGCUGUAAUGGAUGCAUAUACGUGUUCAGGGACAAAUGUAAGAAAGGUGACGCGAAUACGUUAAAGUUUAACCCCGCUACGUCUGUCGUCUCAGUUAUCAGAGGGAUAAAAAUCCUGCUCACAAACUGGCAGUUUGUUUUGGCAUAAAAUGUCAUCCGUAAACUCACACUGUGGGCCACACACUCACCACAGAGAAUCAGGGAAGACUGUUGGAUAACUUACCAUGACUUCACGGGUCAGACAUCCGGCAAAGAGACCUGAUCUUAAAUGUAUUUACUCAGCUGGUUUCUGUGACACUUCACCUCCUGACCAGUGAAAACAUUUCAGUUGUGUGCAUCUAUUGUGGUACAGUGUGUCUCCUUGUGUUUGUGUAGCAGUGCUGUAACUGGUGAUGAACAAAUCAACAUUGUUUCUUGUGCUCUGCUUGUUUAUGGACAUGCAUGAACAACGUCAGCAUAAAAAUGUUAUUCAACAUUAAACAUAUUCCAGAAUAUUGUACGUGAUGUCAGGUGAAUAUCCUCAGAUGUUAUAUUUUGUGCAUAACAUGUUAACAGAUGGUGUUUUUCUAACUUUUUAAAUUUUCAUAUCCUGUUUUGAUGUACAAGGUACAUGUUCAUGUUAAGAUGUUAACAUAAAUGUUAAAUAUA
Molecule: messenger RNA, 2413 nt
Organism: Solea solea (common sole)
Lineage: Eukaryota; Metazoa; Chordata; Actinopteri; Pleuronectiformes; Soleidae
Gene: kbtbd4
Product: kelch repeat and BTB (POZ) domain containing 4
Exons: 5
Coding region: 342-1913 (523 amino acids)
Molecular function (GO): protein binding
Source: RefSeq, a predicted model, not a curated record